CAGGCGAGAGAGAGAAGAGAGGAGAGAGGGAGCUCUUAACAAAUCACAGCAUCACCAAUAAAAGCCAAAAAAGAGUGUAUAUCCAUCGUCUCUACUCUUUGCAGCACCGCAGGCAACGCUCUGCAUCAGUCUCAGUUCCUCUAUUCUCUGCAAUCUUUUCUUUAAUAAGUCUUUGAAGAUGGUCCUCAACAAUCUCCUUCGAUCCGCUCUUAAAACUCAGCUUGGUUCAUGCGUCAAACAUGCUAAUGCUUCUGGAACUUCACAGAAGCAUCUUUUUCAAACUGCAUCUUUGACCAGAUUGUAUAGUUCUGAGGGAUUCGUGCAAAGGGAGAGUGAUAAUGGAGGUUACAAGGGGCACGAUAUGUUGGCACCUUUUACUGCUGGAUGGCAGUCUACUGAUUUGGAUCCUCUAGUUAUAGAGAAGUCUGAGGGUAGCUAUGUUUAUGACAUCAAUGGGAAUAAAUAUCUCGAUUCUCUUGCUGGUCUUUGGUGCACAGCCUUGGGGGGCAAUGAACCACGGCUUGUGGCUGCUGCAACAGAACAAUUAAAUAAGUUGCCGUUUUACCACUCAUUUUGGAAUCGUACUACAAAACCUUCAUUGGAUCUUGCAAAGGAACUUCUAGAAACUUUUACUGCAAGAAAAAUGGCAAAAGCCUUCUUUACAAAUAGUGGAUCGGAAGCCAAUGACACUCAGGUGAAGCUUGUGUGGUACUAUAACAAUGCUCUUGGAAGACCAAAUAAGAAGAAAUUUAUAGCUCGAGCAAAAUCGUACCAUGGUUCAACUCUCAUAUCGGCUAGUCUUUCUGGGCUUCCAGCAUUGCAUCAAAAGUUUGAUCUUCCUGCUCCAUUUGUGUUGCACACUGACUGUCCUCAUUACUGGCGUUAUCAUCUUCCAGGUGAGACAGAGGAGGAAUUCUCAACUAGAUUGUCCAAUAAUUUGGAGAAUCUUAUCCAGAAAGAAGGGCCAGAGACGAUUGCUGCAUUUAUUGCUGAGCCUGUCAUGGGGGCAGGAGGUGUGAUACCUCCCCCUGCAACUUAUUUUGAAAAGGUGCAAGCUGUUGUGCAAAAAUAUGACAUUCUUUUUAUUGCGGAUGAGGUAAUUUGUGCAUUUGGAAGGCUUGGGACAAUGUUUGGGUGUGACAAAUACAACAUCAAGCCAGAUCUUGUAUCUGUAGCAAAGGCACUGUCUUCUGCAUAUAUGCCAAUUGGAGCUGUUAUGGUGAGCCCUGAAGUUUCAGAUGUUAUACAUUCUCAAAGCAACAAACUUGGUAUUUUUUCUCAUGGCUUUACGUAUUCUGGUCACCCUGUGUCAUGUGCUGUUGCUAUUGAAGCUCUCAAGAUAUACAAGGAGAGAAACAUCGCUGAGCGAGUAAAUGAAGUUGCCCCUAGAUUUCAAGAUGGUUUAAAAGCCUUUUCAGACAGUCCGGUCAUAGGGGAGAUACGGGGAACUGGCUUGAUUCUUGGUACAGAAUUUGCAGACAAUAAAUCACCAAAUGAUCCAUUUCCUGCGGAAUGGGGUAUAGGUGCAUAUUUUGGAGCACAAUGUCAGAAGCAUGGGAUGUUAGUCCGUGUUGCAGGGGAUAAUAUAAUGAUGUCUCCACCACUGAUAAUCACUCCUGAAGAGGUUGACAAGCUAAUCAGCAUAUAUGGGAAGGCACUGAAGGCUACUGAGGAAAGGGUAAAUGAACUGAAGUCUCAGCAAAAGAAGCUGUAAAACAACAUCAGUUGAUAAUGGCGAAAAUUAUGCGCGCUUUAUGUAAAGCAAAAAAUUUGCUUGGGAUUCUGCUGCAUUUAGUAGCUAAGAAAGCAUUUUAUAAAGAUGUUGCUUCAUUUUGUAUCUUA
Messenger RNA from Ricinus communis (castor bean), 1842 nucleotides. Its product is annotated as gamma aminobutyrate transaminase 1, mitochondrial. The coding region runs from base 179 to 1714 and encodes 511 amino acids. NCBI's taxonomy places the organism in Eukaryota, Viridiplantae, Streptophyta, Magnoliopsida, Malpighiales, Euphorbiaceae. Gene Ontology annotation, biological process: biotin biosynthetic process. The record is from RefSeq and is a predicted model, not a curated record. Gene Ontology annotation, molecular function: pyridoxal phosphate binding; S-adenosyl-L-methionine:8-amino-7-oxononanoate transaminase activity. The transcript is spliced from 19 exons.